CAGCUUAGUUCAUUCCAGCGAGCAGGAACUUUCCAGUCUGUAUUGUGCUGAACGUGAUUCCUCCUCCUUUCUAAUCGGAUCUGGGCAGUACUAGGCAGCGGCACCUACUAUCCAAGACGUGGGAAGAGAUACCCCACCGACUGGCAGGGAUCAGCUCCACUGAGAACAUACAGAACUCCAGCUAAACCAUGGCCAACCCCCCGACAGACAGGUACAAUGCUGUCUGGUUCAUAUUCUUCAUCCUGGGCCUGGGCACUCUGUUGCCAUGGAAUUUUUUCAUGACCGCCACCAUGUAUUUCACAAACCGCCUGGCAGAGCCGGGAGAUUUCAGGGAGAGCAGCACGGAAUUUGUGACGCCCCCCUCUGUGACAAUGUUCCCUAUCAGCCCCAAUGACACCAGUACAAGUGAUGGAGCCAUGCCUCGGACUUACCUACAAAGCAAGUUCAACAAUGUGAUGACUCUGUGUGCGAUGUUGCCCCUCCUGAUAUUCACCUGCCUCAACUCAUUCCUACACCAGAGGAUUUCCCAGAAUAUUCGGAUUGGUGGAACCUUAUUGGCCAUUUUCCUCAUCUUCCUCCUCACGGCCAUCUUUGUUAAGGUUCCCUUCUCCCCGGUCUCUUUCUUCACUGUCACCAUGAUGAAGAUCAUCUUCAUUAACUCAUUUGGUGCGAUUCUACAGGGCAGUCUGUUUGGGUUGGCUGCACUCUUCCCAGCCAGUUACACUUCUCCCAUAAUGAGUGGACAAGGCAUGGCGGGUGCAUUUGCAGCAAUAUCCAUGAUCUGUGCUCUGGCUAGUGGCUCUGCUCUGGAGGACAGCGCAUUUGGCUACUUUAUCACUGCCUGUGUCGUCGUCUUACUGGCCCUCUUGUCAUACAUAGUUCUGAACAAACUGGAGUUCUACAGAUAUUACACUAUAGAAAGAGUCUCAGUGGCUUCUCCGACUGAAGUGGAGCUAAAAAAAGACCUGCUGAAAAAUGGGGGCACAGGAGCAGAAGACACUGAUGGAGGAAAAUCUGUUAUCCACAUCCUAAAGAAGAUGUGGGUGCUGGCUCUGUCCGUCUGCUUGGUCUUUACUGUCACCAUCGGAAUUUUCCCAGCAGUCACAGCGGAAGUGAAAUCGACUAUUGCGGGAGACAGUAAGUGGGGUGUUUAUUUCAUACCUGUAUCCUGCUUCCUGCUCUUCAACCUGUUUGACUGGGCUGGGCGGAGUCUCACUGUGCUUACAAUGUGGCCUGGGCAGGACAGUAAACUGCUCCCUGUUCUGGUGGCAGCUCGAUUGGUGUUCCUGCCUCUGUUCAUGUUGUGUAACGUCUCCCCUCGUAACUAUCUACCUGUACUUCUUGCCCACGAUGCCUGGUACAUCUGCAUCAUGAUCCUGUUUGCUUUAUCCAAUGGUUACCUGGCCAGCCUGUGCAUGUGCUUCGGACCCAAGAAAGUUGGGGUGCAUGAGGCAGAGACGGCCGGAGCUAUCAUGGCUUUCUUUCUAUCCCUCGGCCUCGCCCUCGGAGCUGGACUUUCAUUCCCAUUACGCAUCCUCGUCUGAUUGAACUUGGGCCCAUUAAGCCCCUUCCCCCCCCAUCACCCACUGAAUAUGAUGAUCCCUACUGGUGCUACUUCUUUUACUUCAGUCAGAUCUGUAUCUGUGAGUAGAGUGAUCUCCAACAGAUUUAAUUACCAGUUCCUGCCUCUUGUACUUGGAGGCCCAGUGUAGGAUUGGACCGUGUCCUCCCCCCUAGAAACGCAUUGCGCUUUGGCCCCUGGAGCUGUUUGAAUAACCGUUAUUUAUGUACAGGGGACCCUAUUGUGCUCAUUGCAGUAACAUUCACCAUGCUGUGCUGAGGGGCCCUGCUUCUCCCCUAGCACAGGGGCCCCGGGUGCCAUUCUGUCUGUAUGAUGCCAAAGUUACUCCCUCACCUGUGACCUCAAGGACAGUGGUCACCAUCAUAGCUAUUCUGUGCCCAUCAGUGUGGGGUAAAAGAGCCACAUGGGGCUGCGGCCCCCUAAGGGUUUACUGACUUUUAUAUUUACUCAUUACUAUUUUUAUAUCUGAAACUGAUUUUCCAGGAUACCCCUCGCACCCUGUUAUCAUCAUCAUUAUUAUUAUUAUUAUUAUUAUUAUUAUAUGCAGUUUACAAGGUUGGGAGCCACUGAGAGAAGCUCUCACUAUUGUGAUCUUAAUAAAGGGUCAUUUUUAUUAACAAA
Messenger RNA from Xenopus laevis (African clawed frog), 2203 nucleotides. RefSeq names its product solute carrier family 29 member 1 (Augustine blood group) S homeolog (gene slc29a1.S). The record is from RefSeq and is a predicted model, not a curated record. Gene Ontology annotation, cellular component: membrane; plasma membrane; basolateral plasma membrane. The transcript has 14 exons. The coding region runs from base 189 to 1544 and encodes 451 amino acids. Gene Ontology annotation, molecular function: nucleoside transmembrane transporter activity; uridine transmembrane transporter activity. Gene Ontology annotation, biological process: nucleoside transmembrane transport; uridine transmembrane transport. NCBI's taxonomy places the organism in Eukaryota, Metazoa, Chordata, Amphibia, Anura, Pipidae.